GUUGAAAAAUGAUGUCCGGGGGAUACAAAUCAUCCGGAGUGGGCAAUGAUCGAUCUCAACGUUCAGUUUUCGUUGGAAACAUUAGCUACGAUGUAUCCGAAGACACGAUUCGCUCCAUUUUUUCAAAGGCAGGAAAUGUGUUGUCGAUCAAAAUGGUUCACGAUCGGGAGACCGGAAAGCCAAAGGGAUACGGAUUUAUUGAAUUUCCAGACAUUCAAACCGCCGAAGUUGCAAUUCGAAACCUUAAUGGUUACGAGCUGAGUGGACGUAUUUUGCGAGUCGACAGUGCUGCUGGUGGAAUGAAUAUGGAAGAAUUCGGCUCAUCGAGUAAUGCUCCAGCUCCUGUCGAAGAGAAUCCGUAUGGUCCAGAGUGUGAUGCUGGAAAAGCACCGGAGAGAAUCUCCCAAACAGUCGCCUCCCUGGCUCCGGAGAAAAUGUUCGAACUAAUGAAGCAACUGCAAGAAUCGCUGAAGAACAAUCCAUCGGAACUACACAAAUUCCUGGUCGAGCAUCCACAAAUCGCCUACGCGGUGCUCCAAGCCGCCGUUGUCAUGCGAAUCGUUGAUCCACAGACUGCACUUGGACUCCUUCAUCGUAAUAAGGCCGCCACGCUGACACCAUUCCAUAAUACACCUCAAGGAGCACCGCCAAUGGUUCAGCAACAACAGAUGCCGAUGCCACCGAAGCCAACAUUUGCUCAUCCUGGCCCAUCUAUGGGUCCUCCGAUGGGACCACCUAUGGGUCCACCUAUGGGACAUCCGCAAGCUCCUCAAUACGGUCAAAAUUACGGGCAACCAGUGGCUCCACAGCAGUACAAGCCACCGCCACAGCAGCAGCCACCAGUUCAGAUGAGACCUCCAGUUCAGCAGCCACAACAAAAUCAUCAAGAAGAGCAGCAAAAUGCGGAGCUUCUGAUGCAAGUCAUGCAGCUCAGCGAGCACGAUCUUCAGAUGCUUCCUGCUGGGGAUCGUGAGAAGAUAAUAGAGCUGAGACAGCAGUUGAAGAGAAAUGUCAAGUAAAUAUGGAUCUCGUCUCUCGAGUAUUUGUGCUUUUAAUUCUAAUUUUUCCGUUUUGUAACUAUCGAUUUCAUGAAGAUCACAU
Molecule: messenger RNA, 1101 nt
Organism: Caenorhabditis elegans
Lineage: Eukaryota; Metazoa; Nematoda; Chromadorea; Rhabditida; Rhabditidae
Gene: cpf-2
Product: RRM domain-containing protein
Exons: 5
Coding region: 9-1019 (336 amino acids)
Biological process (GO): mRNA 3'-end processing
Cellular component (GO): nucleus
Molecular function (GO): RNA binding; nucleic acid binding
Source: RefSeq, marked reviewed